GAAGUCUUUUGAGUAGAAAAAGAAGUUUGUCCAAAAAGUACCAGAUCUAUAGGGCAAAAGUACCAUCUUUUAAGCGUAUUUUAGGGGCAAGUCUACAUUUGACUCUUUUCACUAGAGAUCUCCAAAUAUCUAUCAGUUCGUAACCCGAUUUGCUUCCGCGGCUGCUCCCUUCUGCUCCGGCGCUAGCCAUGUAAAUGUAUUACGGUUGUAGCUCUUCACAAGGGUCGGCUUUUACCUAAAAAAUUGCAAGAUCAAGGUAUAGCGUAUUAGAAGUUUUCUGUGAGGGGUAACUAAAUAAGAGAAUGGUUAUAACUCGUCUAUCUAUUUACAAGGUUCUUCUGUUACCUAAGUGCUCGAUCAAUGUUCACCUCUAAAAAUCCUAAAAGAGAAUAGCUAAAUAAAAUCAGCUAUUACUCAUUUUUUCUUAAAGAAUCUGAAAAUAAAGCUUGCUGUUGAGAUUGGAAACUCAUACUUGGCUGCUGUUCCAUGGUUAAUAAGUCUCCUUCCUGAGUGAAUGUUAAGUUAAGUGAUUAAAAAUGGAUAGGGAUUUUGGAAAAGGGAUGAUGGGAGAGCAAAAUAACUUUGAACAAGCUCGUUAUAGCUCUAUAGAGACUAGAACUGAGGUCAUUGGCUCUUCAAACCAGAGAUUUUUCCAGGAUUCAUGCAGUUCUAUCAGUACAGACAUAAGACCACCUGAUUUCAUUGUACCAGUUGGAGCUAGACCUGUAAACUAUUCCAUUCAGACUGGCGAAGAGUUUGCUUUGGAAUUUAUGCGGGAAAGAGUUAACCCAAAGCAGAACCUCAUUCCUCAUGGUUCUGGGGGUACUACUGGAAUUUCUCAUACAGGUUCUGAAAGUGGAUCAGAUAUUUCCAUGAUUGCCUCAGUUGAAAAAUCUCGAGUUCAACAUCACCAGAGGUCUAGUACUUCUAUAAAUGAAGGGAUAAGCAACCACCAAGCUGUGCAAACUGGAACUAGAGCCUCAUCAAGAAAUAACAACGUCCAUGGGAUUCAAAGCCAUAUGUCUUCUAGAUCUAGUACAUCAACAAAGUUGAAGUUUCUGUGCAGUUUUGGUGGUAGAAUUAUCCCUCGUCCAAGUGAUGGGAAACUCAGAUAUGUUGGAGGUGAUACGCACCUCGUCCGUGUAAGCAAGGAUAUUUCUUGGGAGGAACUCAGGCAAAAGAUGUUGACAAUAUUUAACAAUUGUCACACAGUAAAAUAUCAGCUUCCUGGUGAGGAUCUAGAUGCAUUAGUGUCAGUUUCUUGUGAUGAAGACUUGCAGAAUAUGAUAGAGGAAUGUAAUGUAUUAGAAGGUGACGGAUCACAAAAAUUCCGGAUAUUUCUCUUUUCUAACAGUGACUUGGAAGAUUCUCUUGUUGGUCUGGAAAAUAUUGAAGGAGAUUCAGAGAUGCAGUACGUUAUUGCUGUCAAUGGCAUGGACUUUGGUUCGAGAAGAAACUCUGUUGCCCUGGCCAGCACUUCAGAAAAUAACCUGGAUGAGUUUCUGAGUGCAACAAUUGCUGGGGUGAAUGGUCAAGUUGCUAGGGAUCUAGCGGAGGCUGAUACUUCUGAUCCAGUCAUUGGCAUGCCUCUAACAAAUCAAUCUGCUCAUGUAGGGGUAGGGGUGUCAAUUUCAUCACAUACCUUCAACUCCAAUCAACCAGGAUACUUGGGUCAAACUGUAUAUCAUGGUGGCAAUGAAUGGCAACCUUUACCUUCCUCCAUACCAGUUGACAGCUUCCGAGGUGUAGAUGGCGAAAGCCUGGUUCUUCCAUCUAUGCAAGUGCGGUAUAACCAUGGUUAUAAUCCACCCAAUAUGCAAGUGCAGUACAACCAUGGUUAUCAUCCACCCAACUCUUCACAAGUCACAGAUAACUUUCCUGUAAGUUCGGGCCACGGUUAUAUGAAUUUGAAAGGAGACGUGGCUCCCGAGCAGUCUUAUCAGAGCUCACAUAUGAAUAACUAUGAGACACCUGCUACAGUAGUAAAUCUGAAAAGAGACAACUCUUCUCGGAAGAUGUUCGAACUUAGUAAAGAUCAAUCUCGAGAGAAGGAAGUGCUUGAGGAGGGAAAGAUAAAGCUAGAAAGCUCUUUGCAGAAAAUAAAUGAGCCUGAAAAAAUGUGUCCUUUGGAAUGCGAAAGAGUUGUUUCCUCAAACCCACUGGACGAUUCCACCUCAUGUCACAUUCCUAGAGUUGAAGUGUCGACCUUCACUGCUGUGGCAGUUGCUGCAAAUUCUGGUACACAAUCUAAAAUCAAUGACAAGAGUCAGGAACAAGUGCAGAGUUCAGCGUCUCCUGAAGCUGUUCAGGAAGAAAAACUUUAUAGGUUUACUGAAGAUGGCUUCUCCGGAUCUGGUAGAACUUCAAAUGCUGGCUAUGGUGACUCGGAGACACAUCCACUUGACUUUAGCUACGAACAAUCAUCAAUUCCUUCACGGCCUUUUCGUUCUGAAUGGAUACCCAGGGAACAGCCCGGCCUUAAUCGUUUAUCUAGAUCUGAUGAUUCAUCUGCUUCGCAGUUCAUAAUGACCCAUGCACACUCUGGAGGCACACAGCAGACCAUAGAAUCAGUAGAUAAGUUGCACGAUGGUAAUGUGGCUCCCCAGACAGAGCAUGUUAUAUCUUCUGGAAGAUCUUUGUCUGCUAAUCAACGUGCUACUGCAGAGAAAGGUGUAAAAUUUCAGGAAUCUCUAGAGUUCAGUGUCAGUGCCACAGAAAUUUAUACCAAGGGUGCUGGAGAAGUUUCUGAAGCAAAUCUCAAUAAGCCUGAGCUGAAAGCUGCAACAUAUGCAGAUAAAGUGAAAUCUGGACUAGGUGAUCAUAUCACAAGCAGCAAUGUCCAGGCUGAGUCUGCUUCUGGGCAGACAGAGCUUCAUAGGGGUGAUGCAGCUGCAAACAGAGCCGAGGGAAAUAAAGCAGCAGAGCAAAUACAGCCUUUGGCUGUGAAAGAGUGUCAGGUUGGAGCAGCUUCCACAGAGAGGCCCUCUGUUACUGUUGGCACAAUUGAGCAUGGGAGCAUUCUUUUUGACAUUAAUGACCGCUUUCCCCGUGAUUUUCUCGCUGAUAUAUUUUCGAAAGCCAAACUUAUGGAUGCUUCACCAGUGCCUGUUCCACUACACACUGAUGGAACUGGUUUGAGCUUGAAUAUGGAGAACCAUGAACCAAAGCACUGGUCCUUUUUUCAAAAGAUAGCUCAAGGUGAUUUUGGUAGAAGAGAUGUCUCUUUGAUGGACCAGGAUCAUCUUAGUAUGUCUUCUACCUGUGCAAAUGUUGAUGAUGGGGUGUCUAUGGUUUCUGGUUAUCAUCCUUUCCAGCGUGAUGGAGCAAUGAUAGAUCAUAUGGACUCUCAGCUCAAUAUUGAAGCUGAGUUCCAGCAACCAUCACCUGAAAUUGUUGGACCAGACACCAUGGAUUUACCUUCAGAGUACAAACCACUUACGUUCAAAGUAUGCAGUAUGAUGGUGAAUGAUGAGAACCAAGGAGCUCAGAAUGCUGGCUUUCCCCUUACCAGUCUCUCGCUUGGAGACUUUGAUCCUAGCUCCUUGCAGUGCCAAGUACUAGCCCCUGUACGGCUAUACCUGGGCGAGGCUCUGACAUCGCUUUUUCCUUUCGCUUUUCUUCUUCUGGUGUUGAUGGUGGUGCUUGGUUGGGGGACGGAGGGUGGGGGCAGCUGGGGCCGGAGGAAGGAUAAGUCGCCAGUGACAUAUGAUGUAAUUAUCACUAAUGAAGAUCUUGAAGAGUUAAAGGAAUUGGGUUCUGGAACAUUUGGGACCGUAUAUCAUGGAAAAUGGAGAGGGACUGACGUUGCCAUCAAGAGAAUAAAAAAAAGCUGUUUCACAGGUCGCUCAUCAGAGCAGGAGAGAUUGACUGUGGAGUUUUGGCGUGAAGCUGAAAUUCUUUCAAAACUACAUCAUCCCAAUGUGGUGGCAUUUUAUGGUGUUGUGCAAGAUGGGCCAGGGGGGACUCUUGCCACAGUAGCAGAAUUCAUGGUGAAUGGUUCUCUUAGACAUGUUUUACUUUGCAAGGACAGACACCUUGAUCGUCGCAAGAGGCUCAUAAUUGCAAUGGAUGCUGCAUUUGGAAUGGAAUAUUUGCACUCAAAGAAUAUUGUGCAUUUUGAUCUGAAAUGUGACAAUUUGCUUGUCAACUUAAAGGAUCCUUCUCGACCCAUUUGUAAGGUGGCUGAUUUUGGACUGUCAAAAAUAAAGAGAAAUACCUUGGUUACUGGUGGUGUCAGGGGAACGCUUCCUUGGAUGGCUCCAGAACUGUUGAAUGGUGGCAGUAACAAGGUUUCUGAGAAGGUCGAUGUCUUCUCCUUUGGGAUUGUGCUGUGGGAAAUCCUUACUGGCGAGGAACCUUAUGCUAAUAUGCACUAUGGAGCAAUUAUAGGUGGUAUUGUAAGCAACACAUUGAGACCGCCUGUGCCAAGCUUCUGUGACAGUGAGUGGAGAAUGCUUAUGGAACAAUGUUGGGCUCCGGAUCCUGCCAUCCGCCCAUCUUUCAGUGAAAUUGCUAGACGCUUACGUGCCAUGGCUGCUGCCUGUCCAACAAGACCACAAGCUCAUCCAACCCAAAACAAGCAACCCAAGUGAUGGUAUGGCGUCUUCUUUCCUGGUAUCUGUGGCGGAAGUUUCUUAUGAGUAGUUUCUAAGUAUAGUCUGUUUAUUCUGUAACAUUAGAGUGAUGAGAGUGGUCUCCUUCAGGGUGUGAAACAACAUUGUGAAAAAACUAAUGAACAAUAGAUUAUAUAUAUUCCCGUUAAAAACAUGAAAAUCUUGUUACAUAUUGCAAUUUGUAAAGCAUCAUUUGUAUCUAUGAUAAAUGGAAAUGUAGCUUUGGCCUCGGAAA
Messenger RNA from Nicotiana tabacum (common tobacco), 4848 nucleotides. NCBI's taxonomy places the organism in Eukaryota, Viridiplantae, Streptophyta, Magnoliopsida, Solanales, Solanaceae. The record is from RefSeq and is a predicted model, not a curated record.